AUGGUCGCCUGCAUUGCACCAUCUGCUAAGCAGGUGAAAAGUGGCUCUCAAUAUCGAGCUCCUUGCGGCCACCCUCCGUACUCCACAGAAGCAUACACUGAAAACGAGCAACAAUCGAGAAACACCUGGCGGUCGGAGCGCUUGCGCCCCCAGACUAUAAAACCGUUUUUGGUAUCCUUUGAAGCUUCAGUUCGCAUUUCAGUCCAGAACGAAGCAAAGAUGCGUCGGUUGUGGGUGGUGUUGGUAGCGAUGAUGCUAUCGUCGGCAUGUGGUGAAUCUAGUGACCUGGAGGAACAAAUGCGCGUGCUCGCCAAACAAGUGACGACGCUCCUGGAUAGACGGAGAGAGGAUCUAGCAAGCAUCGAGGAUAACAUGCGGAAGAGGAUGUUCCAAAGUCCGGAAAUUGGAGAUGUUAAAGAGGAGCUGAAGAAGCUGAGGACCGAAAUGGAUGAAAUCCAGUCUGGAAGCUUUCAGCGUCAAGAGCCACACUCCCGACAGGAAAAAAACGACCACUUGACGGUGAAAUGGUUGUCCAAUGCGGUGGCGGAAUUAAAAACCGAACUUUCUGAAGUUCAAAACACUCUGAAUUCGACCGUAAUCCUGCAAAAUCACGAACAAGUCGACACCGAGCUUAGUUUAUUAAAAAGCGACGUCUCCAAUCUCAACAAGGAACUGGAGAUGGCGAGGAAGAAGAAUGCCAAGUAUGAGGCUGAUUUAAUAGCUAUGAGGGAGGAAUUGGCAUCGCUGAAAGAACAUUCGAAAGCAACGGCUGUCAUAUGCGCUAAAAACAAGAAUCAGUUGAAAGCCGCCCAAUUGGAAUGGAAUCACAAUUGGCAAAUUUUGAACGAGAAAAAACUAACAAUGGACGAAACUCCGGACCAAACCCUGACCCACCCUUCACGCCAUCAAAGACUCCUCAAGAAACACGUCCUCGAUUUAGAGAAGACUUCGAAAGUUCUCCAUCGAGAAAACGAGCGAUUGAAGACUCGCUUCCUGAAAGUGGAGGAAGAAUUAGAUCUGUUGCAAAAAUACGUCGAGAAUAAGGAUCAGGUCUACGACAGGAUCAACGGCAACGAAAUCCAGGACUACAUAAGCCGGGAGCGAGUCAAGGAAGUCGGAAGGGACGAGUUUGCUCGCCGGCAAGCGAAAAACACGGAAUCUAUUGCGAAUUUGACUAAACAAAUGUCGAAUUUCGACAAAUUACAUUUGUCGAUGUUGGAGCUGCUCGAAAACGUCGAAAGUAUCGAGAAUAAAGUCGAUGUGGGUCUCCCCGAGUUCCGGAAAGAAAUCUCCAAAUUGGAAAUACAAAUCGGCGAUGCAGUUUCGCAGAUUUCUUUGUUAAGGGAAGAUCAAACAAAUACGCGACAAUCGGUUAAAGCCAUCGGGGUGAGCGUGUCCAAUUUGCAAGAUAAAGCCGAAACGGAGCGAAAACGAGUGAAGAAAAUCGAAGAACAGGUCGGAAGUUUGACCAAAGCGGCCACAAUGCAAACGGCCAAGCUACACGAUUAUAUUUUGAAGACCGAAUCGUCGACACUCGACACCAACCAAACCAAAUCGACCAUCCACCUCGUCCAAGAGCUCAAAUCGUUCGAAAACGAGUACAAAAGCAUCGUCAAUAAGCUGCCGCACGAUUGCGGGGCUGUCUCGGGGCCCAGCGGCGUCUAUCUCAUAUCUCCAGGGGAUGGCGAGCCCAUCCUGGCCUACUGCAACGACGGCUGGACCACCAUCCAGAAGCGCUACGACGGCUCGGUGGACUUUAACCGAAACUGGAACGACUAUUCCAACGGUUUUGGGUCCGCCACCGGCGAGCACUGGCUAGGCAACAGAAACCUCCAUUAUUUGACGAAGAAAAACUGCACCAAACUCCAGAUCAACAUGAAGGACAUUUACGGGAAGUACUGGCAAGCUACCUACGACGAGUUUAGCGUCGGGGAUUACAGCAUGGGUUUUAAACUGGUGGUGGACAACUACAGCGGGAAUGCCAGCGAUGCGCUGGAUUACCAAAACCAUAUGGAAUUUUCGACGAUUGAUAAUGAUCGGGACAUUUCGAAUACUCACUGUGCUAGUAAUUAUGAAGGUGGGUGGUGGUUCUCCCACUGCCAGCAUGCGAAUCUGAAUGGGAGAUACAACCUGGGUUUGACAUGGUUUGACAGUUCGAGGAAUGAGUGGAUCGCGGUGUCGAAAAGCGAGAUGAAGGUGAAGCAAAGAGAGAACUGUUGAAUUUUUCCAAAUAUUUAUUAAUGUUAACCAGUGUAUGCCAUGCUAUAGUUGUAUUUAGUGGAUUGGAAAGACUGAAAAUUUUGUGGUUUUUUUCGAUGAGUUUUUUUUUGCCAGUAUUUACCAAAGAUGACUAGUUCAUUCGAAUUGUUAGGUUUAAGCGCACACUUUUGAGAUAAUGUCGUGUAUAUAUUUUAUUUAUUCGUAUGCUUUUUUACUGCCAUAUAGGUUUUUACAAUUGUAUAUAGUAGUAUUUAUUGUAAUUUAUAAUGUUUGACAAAGAUAGGGAUAAUUUUCCACUUGGAUGGUUUAUGUAAAUAUACUUAGGUCAAUACCUUUGUACCAAUGAUUAGUUUUUUAAUAAAAUAAAGUCAAGUAAAACUCCA
Messenger RNA from Tribolium madens (black flour beetle), 2603 nucleotides. RefSeq names its product protein scabrous. The record is from RefSeq and is a predicted model, not a curated record. NCBI's taxonomy places the organism in Eukaryota, Metazoa, Arthropoda, Insecta, Coleoptera, Tenebrionidae.